This is a messenger RNA of Prosopis cineraria, 1209 nucleotides long. RefSeq lists its product as uncharacterized. The coding region runs from base 307 to 1005 and encodes 232 amino acids. NCBI's taxonomy places the organism in Eukaryota, Viridiplantae, Streptophyta, Magnoliopsida, Fabales, Fabaceae. The record is from RefSeq and is a predicted model, not a curated record. The transcript is spliced from 10 exons.
AAGGAAAAUUCAAAAUUCAAAGAACAACGUUCCAACAAGAAACACGAUUGGCCGGUUCACCUGCUUGGUGGCCUUACGCGUUGGAGUGGCCAACGCCUUCUCUUUCUCUGUUCUUUUUAUGCCUUCCUCUCUUUUUAACAAAAUCUUUUUUCAAAUUUGCCUUUCUAGUUUCUACCUGCUUUCUCUCGUUCCUGGCGAGACCAAAAGCUUUGCAAAAAGGUUCCAUUAUUUUUUGGGUUGAGAUUCUGCAGAUUCUCCCCUCUUCGCCUUUCGAUUCAGUUGUAUUUGAGCUAAUACUCGCCGUAGAUGCCGAAUUGGGAACUCAGCAACUGUUGCCGGCACGACCAGGUCGUGUUCUUGGCCUGUGUUGGUGCCUUCACCGUUGUCAUCCUUGCGCUAUGGAGGACUGUGUUGCUUACACCUUUUAAGCUCAUCACUGUGUUUCUGCAUGAACUAAGUCAUGCAAUUGCUUGCAAGCUCACUUGUGGUCAGGUAGAGGGCAUCAAGGUUCUUCCCAAUGAGGGGGGGCUGACACAGACACGUGGUGGUAUAUACUGGGUGAUUCUGCCUGCUGGAUAUCUUGGUUCGUCAUUUUGGGGAAUGGUUUUCAUACUUGCUUCGACAAAUCUUCUCGCUGCGAGAAUUGCUGCUGGUUGUUUUAUUGUUGCUCUGGUUGUUGUGCUCUUCAUUGCUAAGAAUUGGACACUCCGAGGACUCUGUAUUGGAUUUAUCAUUUUUAUCGCCAUAAUUUGGCUUCUGCAAGAGAAAACUACUGUUCGUAUCCUUCGUUAUGUCAUUCUCUUUAUUGGUGUGAUGAACAGUUUGUUCUCAGUUUAUGAUAUUUAUGAUGAUUUAAUAUCUCGAAGAGUCAAUUCCAGUGAUGCCGAAAAAUUUGCUGAACUUUGCCCCUGUUGUACUGGGUGCGGAUGGGGGGUUAUAUGGGGGAUGAUAUCAUUUGCAUUUCUGUGUGCAUCUUUGUACCUUGGACUAGUCAUAUUAUCAUGAGGUUAAGAAUAUGGCUUGCAAACAGCUCUUGGUUUUGCAGAGUUUUACUGCUGUUUGUUUUGAUGGUUUGUACACUGAUUCUUGAUAAUACUACUUAUUGUUUGUACCAUAUAUGACAAUUUCUGUACAGAAUAUGCAUUCUUGUAUUUGAUUAUUUGCACAGAUUAAAAUCUUUAGGAAAGAGAAAAAUUGUCAUUCAGUUUA